This is a messenger RNA of Triticum dicoccoides, 1343 nucleotides long. RefSeq names its product probable membrane-associated kinase regulator 3. The coding region runs from base 240 to 1178 and encodes 312 amino acids. Gene Ontology annotation, cellular component: plasma membrane. NCBI's taxonomy places the organism in Eukaryota, Viridiplantae, Streptophyta, Magnoliopsida, Poales, Poaceae. The record is from RefSeq and is a predicted model, not a curated record. The transcript has a single exon. Gene Ontology annotation, molecular function: kinase inhibitor activity.
CCCCAUGCCUCGCUCCCCCAAUAACUUCACCCCAUUACUGUCUCCCCCCCCUCCCUCCCUCCCUGCUCUGCGGUUGCAUUUGUGGUGCUGCGCUCCUCCUCUACCUAACCAACCCCGACGUCACGGACUCCCACGGCUCCGGCUCCGGCCCCCAACCCCAAACCAAAACCCUAUAAGCCGUCUGGUCUGGCCGGAGGCCUCUCCAUCCCCACCCGAAGGUCGCAGAUUCCGGUGUGGCAAUGGCGAGGGCCCCGACCAUGGUCGUCCAGGACGACUACAUCGACAUGGACCUCUCCCCCUCCUCGCCCCAGUGCGCGCUCCUCGAGUUCGAGUUUCAGAGCGCUGGUGGAGGUGGAGGUGGCGGUGUGUCCAGGCGCAGGGAGGAGGCGGCCUACGCGUCGCCGGCGGACGAGCUGUUCUACAGGGGCAAGCUCCUGCCGCUGCACCUGCCCCCGCGGCUACAGCUCGUGCAGAAGCUGCUGCAGGAGCAGCAGGUGAAUGUGUCGGAGAUCAAGCCGGCGGUGGCGGGGCCGGCGGCGCCUAGUGUGAGCGCAAGCGCGGAUGUGGAGGACGGCGGCGACGGCAAGGUGGGCGCCAAGAGGUACUCUUGGUCCAAGAGGCUGAAGCUGAUGAAGCGGUGGACGUCCAGGGAGUACAUCAAGUCCCUCUUCCUCGCCAAGGCAGGUGACCUCGGCAUCGUCAACGGCGGCGGCGGCGGGAGGGAGAGGGCGAGCCUGCUGGACCAAGACGAGCUCUGCAGCCACCGCAGGUCCUUCUCCGGCAUCAUCCGGCGGGUGCGCCUGGUGGUGGCGACGAAGGCGGCGGCGUCGGCGUCGGCUCCGCCGGGGACCUCGCCGCUCUGCUCCUCGUCCUCCGCCUCGUCCUCCUCCUCGUCGACGCCGUCCUGCGGCGACGCGGAGCGGUUCUUCCUCCGUCCGAGGGCGGCGGCGAUGCCGGUGCUGAAGCGGAGCAGCAGCGCCGGGUCGGAGGAGGGGGCCAUCCAGGGCGCCAUUGCCCACUGCAAGAGGUCGCACCAGCAGCUGCUGCAGGAGGGUAGGAAGAGCGCCAGCGGCGUGGUGUUCUACUCCGUGUCCAACACCCCCAGGAUCUCCACCUCCGUCGCCGUCGCGGCCGCCAACGAGUCCUCGCAAGAGAGGCAGGAGAUGUGCAGGGGAUGACUCCAUGAGCUUGGAUGUUUUCUUUCCUUUUCUUUCCCCUUCUUUCUCUCUGGUUUUGGGGGGAGACGUUUGUGAAGAUGAGCAAUGUGCCUGUGAAUUACUUGUGAGGAAUCAAGAACUUCUCUUUGAUUUUUGCCUUGGUUGUCACUGUUCAUGUUCAUCUCU